Molecule: messenger RNA, 2312 nt
Organism: Gastrolobium bilobum
Lineage: Eukaryota; Viridiplantae; Streptophyta; Magnoliopsida; Fabales; Fabaceae
Product: kinesin-like protein KIN-14C
Exons: 15
Coding region: 7-2259 (750 amino acids)
Biological process (GO): microtubule-based movement
Molecular function (GO): ATP binding; microtubule motor activity; microtubule binding
Source: RefSeq, a predicted model, not a curated record
CCUGACAUGGCUUCCCGAAACCAGAACAGGCCUCCUCGCAGCCCCUCAAAUAAAAAGGGAGGUGGUGAAGAAGUUCCCUCAGAUAAGCGUCGAAGGAUUGGAGCAGAAAAAAUGGAGCGACAGGGUCGAGCCAGAGCUCCCUUUGCUACACUCAACAACAAAACAGAUGCUAAUGAUGUUGGAGGUGCAGAAGUCCCCGAAUGUGGCACUAUUGAUUUCACGAAAGAGGAAGUAGAGGCGUUGCUGAAUGAGAAGAUGAAAAAGGGGAAUCCCUUUGAUACUAAGAAAAAAAUGGAACAGAUGACAGUCCUCAUUAAGCGGUUUAAGGAUUGUGUUCGAUCCUUUCAAAGAAAGGAAGAAGGCUAUAUCCAAGAAAAAGAAAAGCUUCAGACUGACCUAGAAUCUGCUGAGAGGAUACAAGCUUCUCUUUCAACUGAGCUUGAGAAAGUUCGGAUUGAGAAAUCAGAUGCUGAGCGGAAGGUAAUGCUAUGUUAUGAUCUGGAUAAUUUACACACUUGGUUAAAUUUUGAAGUCCAUGACCAAGCCAUUUCCUCACAAGAGUAUAUUGAGCGUCUGCUGCAGUACAAUGAAAACCUUCGAUCAGAUCUUAAUUCAACUAAUGAGGCACGCAAACGACUGGAAACAGAGAAACCAACCAUUCUGGAGAACCUUAGCAAUGUAAGAGCCCACAAUAAGGCAUUGCAGGAGAAGUUGGCAUCCCUUAAAGCUUCACAGGAUGAGGCCAUACAGCAGAAAGAAAUUUUAGCAAAUGACAUCAAAUGUCUACGGAAUGAAUUAAAACAAAUCAGAGAUGAUCGUGAUUGCCAACUGGGACGAGUACAGGCUUUAACUGCUGAAGUAGCAAGAUACGAAGAAUAUACAGGGGAAUCAUGUGCUAAAUUGGAUACCUUGAUGAUUAAAACAAAUGCCCUUGAGGAGACAUGUUGUUCUCAAAGGAAGCAAUUAAAUAUGCUUCAGCAGCAGUUGAUUGCUGAAAAGGAGAAGUUAAAGGUGGCCGAUUUAUCUGCUUCAGAGACAAGAACAAUGUUUGAAGAUCAAAACAGGACUAUACAUGAACUACAGGAACGACUGGCAGAGAAAGAAUUCCAAGUAAUUGAAGGAGAAAAGUUAAGGAAAAAAUUGCACAACACUAUACUGGAACUGAAAGGAAAUAUUCGUGUGUUCUGCCGUGUCCGACCUUUGCUACCGGAUGAUGGUCCUGGAGCAGAUAUGGUUGUUUCUUAUCCCACGUCAACAGAAGCUCUUGGCCGGGGCAUCGAAUUGGCACAGAGCGGUCAGAAGUACCCUUUUACAUUUGAUAAGGUAUUUAAUCAUGAGGCUUCUCAGCAAGAUGUUUUCAUAGAGAUUUCACAGCUUGUACAAAGUGCGCUUGAUGGGUACAAGGUCUGUAUUUUUGCUUAUGGACAGACUGGUUCAGGCAAAACCUAUACAAUGAUGGGUAGGCCUGAUGCCCCAGAGUUAAAGGGGUUGAUACCACGAUCUCUAGAACUGAUAUUCCAGAUUAGUCAGUCCCUGAAAGAUCAGGGUUGGAAGUACAAAAUGCAGGCUUCAAUACUGGAAAUAUAUAAUGAGACAAUCAGGGAUUUGUUAUCAUCAAAUCGGUCAAGUGGUAUUGACCUAACACGAACAGAAAACGGUGUUCCGGGAAAGCAGUACGCCAUUAAACAUGAUGUCAAUGGAAACACUUAUGUUUCAGACCUCACUAUUGUAGAUGUAUGUAGUGUAAAUGAGAUUUCCUCCCUUCUGCAACAGGCUGCACAAAGCAGGUCUGUAGGAAAAACACAUAUGAAUGAACAAUCAUCACGAAGUCACUUUGUCUUUACGUUGCGUAUAUGCGGGAUUAAUGAGAACACUGAACAACAAGUGCAAGGUGUGUUAAACCUGAUUGAUUUGGCUGGAAGUGAAAGACUGUCGAGAAGUGGGGCGACUGGGGACCGGUUAAAGGAAACUCAGGCUAUCAACAAAAGUCUCUCGUCAUUGAGUGAUGUUAUAUUUGCUUUGGCAAAGAAAGAGGAGCAUGUCCCCUUUAGGAAUUCAAAACUGACAUACCUUCUCCAACCAUGUCUUGGAGGGGAUUCGAAAACUUUAAUGUUUGUGAAUAUCUCCCCUGAUCCAGUAUCAACUGGAGAGUCACUUUGCUCCCUUCGUUUUGCCGCCAGAGUCAACGCCUGCGAAAUUGGUAUUCCGCGGCGUCAGACAUCCACACGGUCCUUUGAUUCUCGUUUGAGUUGUGGAUAAAAGAAGUGUUAAUUUGUUCUUUGAUAAAUGUAACUGUCUUAACUUGUAGACAA